Molecule: messenger RNA, 3397 nt
Organism: Planococcus citri (citrus mealybug)
Lineage: Eukaryota; Metazoa; Arthropoda; Insecta; Hemiptera; Pseudococcidae
Exons: 9
Coding region: 121-2664 (847 amino acids)
Source: RefSeq, a predicted model, not a curated record
AAAAUGAAGGAAAGUUUUGAAAGUUUAGUAAUUUAGAGCUUUUUGUUUUUUCAGUGAAUUUAUAAUGUAAUAAAAUAAUGUGAAUUGUGAAUUUAAAAAUUGUUAAAUUAUUCCGGAAACAUGUUCGAGUUAAUCUGCAAAAUUUCGUUUUUUCUUUUCAUGUUGGUAAUGUACGCGUACAUUACUUCAACCAGUGAAGUAGUCAUUAUCAUUUUAGGGUAUAUCUGCUGUGUUUUUAGCUAUCAUUACUUUCAAACGAUUAAAACUGCCGUAGAUAAUUUGCUCAACUACGUGCAAAAUUAUGGAUUAUUCAAAACUAACCACAGUCCGGCUCACGUCCCCAAUUAUGUGGUGAGCAAAAAGUACAACAAAGUGAACAACACCGUCAACGUUCCCACAUUAAAUAACAAAAUUUUCGUACCAGUCUGUCGUAAUAACAAUGCAUUUGCCAGCAGUACUCCUGCAGUUUUUAAUUGUAAAUUUAACAACUUUAUUAUGAAUGGAGAUUUACCAUCGCCGAUCAUGCCAACUGGAUUGUUCGUCGAGAAUAGCAACAAGUCCAGGGAUAAGAUGAGAUCGCCUAUGCAAAAUAUGGAUAAAAUUUGCAACAAUUCGACGCUGCGUUACAGAAAUGAUUCCAAAUCUGCUCAUAAUCCAUUCGCUGCCCAUAAAAAGUACAAUAGUAAUUUGGAUAUGGAAACGUACAUGAACGUCAAAAGUCCCGGAUUUACUAGUCGAAUAGUGGAUAAGGCGAUGGAAUCGGCUUCGUAUCAUAUAAAAUAUCCUGCUGUGAAGCAAAUCUCUACGUAUAGAUUCGAUAAAUCUACUCUUCGUCAUCUUUCGAAAAUACCUCGUAUGAGUUCUUCUCCUCUUGUACGAAUAGCACCUCCAGAACCGAUCAAUAUCCACUUAUUGAAUGGUAUGGAGAAAAAAUUGGAUACGAAUGAAGCCUUGGAGCCAAAUUUCUUGCAAGUUUUGAAAGAUAUUUCCAGAAAACGUAACUUUUCUCAAGAAGAGGCUGAAAAAAGUAACGGAACUGCGAAGAAGUCGAGAAAAAACGAUAUCAAGAAUCUCACAAUUUCUCAGUACAAACGUUCCUUGGAGGAUAAAUCUCGCGAUGCUCUAGAUGAUAAAAUCAAAAAAAGAUGCGAGGAUCAUAAACGCGACGCUGCGAAAAUGGUUGUAUACGCUCCUAGUAUUGCCACGACUCCUGAUCGCAAUAAUCAAAGUUACUCGAAAAAAAGAAAAUCUUCCAAUAAAUCCAAAAACGAAUACUCGGAAUCUAACGAAAAAUGUCGCAGAAUCCAUAAAUCUUCAAAAGAGGUCUGUGCUACGGAAAAUUUGGACGAACAAAAGCCGAAGGAAUGCAAUCUCAGAUCAAGUGAUCCUCCGUCUGCUAAUGAGUUAAAAUUGGUGGACGAUUCCGAUCAGCGAUUCAAGCAAUCUCGAGAUGAACCUGUGGAAGGCGAUGAUAUCGAAUACGUUCGGGUAGCAAGCGGUAAAAUUUUAAACAGAACAAAUCGCCCGUAUAGACGGAAACUGAAUAGCAAUAAGAUCGAUCCAGUUUCGGUGAUUGCUUCGGAGCCGGAAAUCGUUGGAGAAAUCAAUGGUACCGAUGACGUCACAAUGAAAGAACAUCUGCUUCAAAAUCUACUCAGCAAUAUUGAGAGGAAAGGUCAUAAAGAUGAAAAAGUGAUAUUCUAUGAAAACAGCAUACUAACUGAUGUAGCUAAAAAUCACGCAGCGUACGAAGAACCUCCGCAACAAGUUCCCAAUCCUAUAUUCACCGAUAACGUCGUGCCUAGUGAAGAUGAAGUUGAAAUGUGUGAAUUGGUGGAUGAUGAAUUGGAAGAAUCACCUGUAAAUACUUGUAACUCGCCGAGCAUUGCCUCAUAUACAACUGCUGCCAUGUAUCACUCUACUCCAAUUAUUUCGAAUGCUGUUUCAACUGAUACCAAUCAUACGACCACAUCGAAGGUAUUUGGCGCAGGUUCAUUUAUCAACCUCAGUAACGGGCAGAAUUCUACAGAUUCUGGUUACGAUACGUUCAACUCAUCGCGGGAACAGAUUAGUCCUUUUACAAAUAGCACGACGUUGGCAAAUUCAUACGACAAAUUAAAAUUCAACUCAACAAACGGAAAUGCUAUCGAACCGGUAUCCAAUUCAAAAGCUGCUAUUCCUGCGAGUUCGGCGUUUUCGUUCAAUCAUUCUUCAAGCAAUCUGUUCUCGGUUCCGUUGCAGUUGAGUUCUGCUUCGCGAAACUCGUGUUUCGCUCAAUCGAAUGGCACUGAUAGUAAAAUACAACCAUUCGCAACUUCCAAUGUGAAGUCGAAUCCGAGUGUACAGUUCGGAAGUAAUUCUGCCUCAUUAUUCGGAUCUGGCGAUGGAAACUUUUUCAGCCCUGGCAGCAGGCAGAUGGGAGACAAGAGUGAAAAUGUUUGUGAUUUCGGCGUCAGUGCAAAAAGUUAUCCGAAUACGUUCGGUUGUAAAGAUGGAACAUCUAUGCAAUGUGAGCCAUCGUUCAGUUCCAUUGCAACGGAAUAUCCGAAGAAUUCUUUUGAAUUUAAAAAUGGCGAAAUUGGUUCUGCAGCCAGCGUAACCUUCAACAUCGGUACCGGAGGAAAUUCAAGAAAUCAUGCAGCACGUAGUCCUAGAAACAAAUAAUCCCUAACAAAUUAUUUUUGUACAUUUUAUAGCUUAAGCCAGAUAUGUUUUUGUUUAAGGUUCAAGUUAAAUCAUAAUUUAUUUAAAACAAAAACUCGAUGUGAUGACAUAAAAGUAGUGAAUUGUAAUGUCUGCUACACUUCGCGCAUUUUUUAUUUUAUGUUCUUUUGUGUGUGUAAAUUUGAGGUUUACUCAAAAUUAUUUUUAUUUGUGUUUUUAUAUUUGAUUGUUUUUUAUUGUUUAUUUUUUUGUUUUACCUCGAUUAUGUUGGAACUCGAAAAUUUUAAGAUCUCAUUUCGAAUUGGAAUUUUCAAAUUAUUCUUUAUUUCGGUUUCAAAUUUUCAUCAUUGUUUUUACUUUUUUAAAUUUGAAAGUCCAUUACCAAAUUUUGUUAACAUAGUUUUAGUUUUGUGUAUUGCCUUUACAUUAAUUUUUAUACUUUUUGUUUUUUGAAUGCUUGUAUUUCUUGAUUCGAAUUAAGAUUUGUCACCGUGUAAUUACGUACUUCACGCAUUACCUCGCAAGUAUGUUUUUUGAAUUGAUUUUAUGUUGCCUAACAAGUUUUGGUCGUACAUGAUGUGUCUAGUUUUUGUUUUUUUAUAUUAUCUUCGUUUUAUAUAGGGUAACAUUAAUUUACUUUUCUAUCGAGUGUUAAUUUCAAUUAUUCUUUCUUGAAAGUAAUGUUGUUUUGUUUUGUGAAAAUUCCAGACAUUAUAUUUUCUAAGAAGUGGUU